Molecule: messenger RNA, 1611 nt
Organism: Zea mays
Lineage: Eukaryota; Viridiplantae; Streptophyta; Magnoliopsida; Poales; Poaceae
Biological process (GO): amino acid metabolic process
Molecular function (GO): transaminase activity; carbon-sulfur lyase activity
Source: RefSeq, marked provisional
GUCGUGUACUCGUUUUCCCUUCCAAGGCACCCGUUGCGAGGGCGGAGGCGCCGAUGGCCGGGGCGGGAGCGGGGGCGCUGGCCGGGCUCGCAGCGUGCGCGACGCUGGCGUGCAACGUCGCAGGCGCCGUGCUCUUCCUCCUCAGCCAAGACGACGAGCGGCUGCGGCGCGGGUGUGCGGCGAGGUUGGGCGCUGGCGGCGUCGCGUCGCAGCCGGUGGAGGAGUGCGGGGAUGAAGAGGCGCUCGCGCCGGACGCCGUCCUCAACCUCGAGCUCGGCGACCCGACGAUGUACCGGGCGUUCUGGCGGGAGGUUGGGGACUGCGGCGCCACCGUGAUCCGCGGGUGCCAGGGGAUGAGCUACUUCUCCGACGACGACGCCGUGCUCUGCUGGUUCCUCGAGCCGGAGCUGGAGCGCGAGGUGCGCCGACUCCACCGCAUCGUUGGAAACGCCGUCGUCGACGGCUACCACCUCGUGGUCGGCACCGGCGCCACCCAGCUCUACCAGGCCGCCAUGUACGCGCUCAGUUCGCCGGCGCGCCGGGACCAGCCCGUACCCGUCGUCUCGCCGGCGCCGUACUACUCUUCCUAUCCGCCGCAGACAGACCUCCUGCUGUCGGACUUCUACCGCUGGGCCGGCGAUGCCAACACGUUCACCGGCGAUGAAUGCAUCGAGCUGGUCUGCUCGCCGAACAACCCCGACGGCGCCAUCCGCGAGGCCGUCGUGAGGUCCGCCGGCGCCAAGGCGAUCCAUGACCUGGUGUACUACUGGCCACAGUACACGCCCAUCACCGGGCCCGCCGCCCACGACAUCAUGCUCUUCAGCGUGUCCAAGCUCACCGGCCACGCCGGCACGAGGCUCGGGUGGGCGCUGGUGAAGGACCGCGAAGUGGCCAGGAAUAUGGUCUACUUCGUCGACCGCAGCACCACCGGCGUAUGCAAGGAGUCGCAGAUGCGCGCCACCGAGAUCCUCGGGGUGGUCUCCGACGCCUACGAGGCCGUCCCGCCGGCCAGGGCCAGCGGCGCGGUGCCCCGCCUCUUCGACUUCGCGCAGCGGCGCCUGGAGGAGCGCUGGCGCAUCCUGCGCGCCACCGUGGCUGCCACCGGCGCCUUCAGCCUGCCCGAGGAGACCUCCGGCUACUGCAACUUCGCCAAGCAAACCGUGACAGCUUGCCCUGCGUUCGCGUGGCUGCGAUGUGAGAAGGAGGGCGUCGAGGACUGCGCCGAGUUGCUCGCCGGCCACAAGAUCGUGGGUAGCGGCGGGGAGCAGUUCGGAGGAGACGCGCGGUGCGUCAGGAUCAACAUGCUGGACAGGGACAACGUGUUCAACAUGCUCGUCCAGCGCCUCUCCUCUAUAAACUGAACGGAGUGAAUGCAUGGAGUGGCACAGCAGCCUGCAUUGCCACAAAUAAAAUGAACCCAGAAGGAUCUGGUGUCUUUUUCUUUUGUCAGUUUGGUAUCUUGGGUCCUGGUAGAGAAACUUUGUUUCGGUUUGCUUUUGAUGCUUUGGACUGAACUGUGUGUCAACUCAGUAGACUGUUAUGGAUUCAGGAAUAAAAUAAGAGAGAGAAGGGUUUCUGUGCUAGAAUCAAUACCAUGAACUAUUCAGCUAU